Messenger RNA from Octodon degus (degu), 1296 nucleotides. It is a transcript of the gene Tmem130, whose product is annotated as transmembrane protein 130. NCBI's taxonomy places the organism in Eukaryota, Metazoa, Chordata, Mammalia, Rodentia, Octodontidae. The coding region runs from base 1 to 1296 and encodes 431 amino acids. The transcript has 8 exons. The record is from RefSeq and is a predicted model, not a curated record.
AUGGCGUUCAGCUCAAACUGGUGUCAGAUGAUGACAGCCAGCACUGGCAGUGAUCAGCAGCUGGCUGUGUCGACUGUUGGUAUCCAGCAUUACCUGGUGUCACCCGGACUAUAUGAACUUGAUCUAACAACCAAUGGCCUUGCCACCACGGGAACGGAAAUGAUCAUCUCAGCCAGCCUGGUGGCCAAGGACAACGGCACCCUGGCCCUGCCCACCAACACCCACAUCUACCGCUUCCACUGGAUCCACACCCCACUCAUGCUCACUGGCAAGGAGGAGAAGGACCUCAGCUCCACUAUUAGUGUGGUGGGCACCAUGCCUGGGGACUUCCCAGUCUCCGUCUGGGUCACUGCUGCCAAUUGCUGGAUGUGCCAUCAGGUGGCCCGGAGCUCUAUCAUCGUCCCCAUCACAAAAUUCCUCGUGGGAAACAUCGUGGUCGCCCAGAACACCUCCUUGCCGUGGCCCAGCUCCUAUCUCAUCAACACUGUCCUGAAAAUCUCCUUUGUCCUCCAUGACCCGAGCCACUUCUUCAAGACAGCCUCCUUUCUCUACCGCUGGGACUUUGGAGAUGGGACCCUGCUGGUGACAGAAAACUCCGUGGUCUAUUAUAACUACUCAAUUAUUGGAACCUUCACGGUGAAGCUUAAGGUGGUGGCCGAGUGGGAGGAAGCAAAGCCGGAUGGCACCUCGAAGGGGAUUGUGCAGAAGACUGGUGACUUCUCCACCUCGCUGAAGCUGGAGGAAAUCCUUCAAGGCAUCCAGGUCUUGGGGCCAACCUUGGUUCAGACUUUCCAAAAGACAACUGUGACCCUGAACUUCCUGGGGAGCCCCCCUCUGACCAUGUGCUGGCGGCUCAAGACUGAGUGUCUGCCCCUGGAGGAAGGGGAGUGCCACCCCGUGUCUGUGGCCAACACAGCUUACAACCUGACUCAUACCUUCCGCGACCCUGGAGACUACUGCUUCAGCAUCCGGGCUGAGAACGUCAUUAGCAAGACGCAUCAGUACCACAAGGUCCAAGUGUGGCCUUCCAGACUCCAGCCAGCUGUCUUUGCUUUCCCGUGUGCCACGCUUAUCACCGUGAUGCUGGCCUUCAUCAUGUACAUGACCCUGCGCAAUGCCACUCAGCAGAAGGAUGUGGUGGAGAACCAGGAGCCACCCUCUGGGGUCAAGUGCUGCUGCCAGCUGUGCUGUGGGCCCUUCUGGCUGGAGUCGUCAUCCGAGUACCUGGAAAUUGUCCGAGAGAACCAUGGGCUGCUCCCGCCCCUCUACAAGUCUGUCAGAACAUACACCGUGUGA